GCCAGACGAGCUUCGCGAAGAGCUACUCUGCUUCCCAACUGCCACCUCCGACCCUCUUGCGCACUGUCGACACUCGAUCGCGCUCCCUAGCUCAUCCCACCGCUACCCUUCUUACCUCCCGCUUCGCCUAUGCCCAUUUCUUAUGUUGCAGACAUGUCUGCCGCGGCAGUGAAUGGCUCCGACGCCGACAAGUCCACCACCACGCCAACGGAGAAUGGGGCCAAACAGUCACAGCAAGCGCCAGGAAAGAGUAGCAGCAGCAACAACAACAACGGAAAGGCUCUGGACGCCGCUCGCAACCAUGCCGCCAGUCCUGUAGACGGUCAGAAAGACAAACAAGCAUCUGCUCCCCUCCCCCGAGCCUGGCAGGGUACAAACCCCAUCACGCAGCGUGCAUCCACACACACUCCCAAUGGCACGGAAAAGCCACUUCCCAAACUGCCCACAAACGCCCGCACCCCCGGCAAGAGCGCAGCAAAUCCACAUGCCGAGAAGCAUGCUCACGAUCGCGCAUUAUUCAUCCUGUCUAGCUUCAUCGGUCACGAUGCAACUCUCACCCUGAAGGAUGGCGCGCAAUUCACCGGCAUCUUCAGUGGGGGAUCUUUCGAGUCCAACUCUACUCAUCAAUAUCUCCUCAAGAUGGUGAAGCAGACACGCGCUCCAACCCACCAGCAGGCCAACGGCAACACCGAGCUGUCACAAGAGUAUGGCGGUGUGGGCGAGGACCACGCCAUGUCGUUCGAUGCCGACGAUAUGGCCAGUCUGGCUGUGAGUAAUGUGGUGCUCGCAGCUGCUGCUGCGCCCAUGCAAAAUGGCUCUGCAUCCUCCUCCUUCCGCACCGAUACCGAAAUCUCCGGUAGGGAUCCCACAAUGCCGCGUGGCGCACGCGAGCUGCAACGGUGGGAACCCGACCUCGACUCCAACGUCGACCUAUCCCUCGGAGACUCGAGCGCGACGGGCUGGGAUCAAUUCGCCGUCAAUGAGCGCAUGUAUGGCGUGGAGUCGACGUAUGACGAGAGCUUCUACACCACUGCCAUUGACACCACGAAUCCGCUGUACAAAAUUCGAGAGGCGGAAGCUGCCCGCAUAGCACGCGAGAUUGAAGGAUCCGCGCCUGUCAACGAUCACGUAGCUGAAGAGCGGCAACGAGAUGCUGAUGGCGCCGACGGGCUUGAUGAAGAGGAGAAGUAUUCGGGAGUCAAACGUGAUUCAGCGACACUACCGAAGCGGAGCCUCAAUGCUUACGUCCCCCCGUCAAAACGACCCAUCACUUCCGCACCAACCGUGCCUGGCGCCCCCUUCGAUCCCGCCAUCAUCGCCAGCUCCCUUGCGAAACCCAGCCCGCCCCCUCCAUCUACAUCGGAGGAAGUGCUGGAGUCGUUCACCACCACCGAACCCAGCACCACUUCUGGAGAACAGACUCCUGCCGCCACGGAGAGCGUGGCCAGCCCGCCCCCAUCAACAGCCGAGAGUUCCAAGAAAGCAGGCGAGAAGAGCGCGGAAGACCAUGUGCGGAAUGCUGCAGAUGCCUUUAAGCAGUUCGCCAACGACCAGAAGUUGCGCGCACGGAUGACGGCAGAAGCUCGGCGUUCAACGGCGCGCGCUGAGCGGAAUGUGAGGCUCAAUGAUUUGAAAAAGUUUGCGGAAAACUUCAAGAUUCGCAGUCGCGUUCCUGAUGAUCUCGUCCCGAUCCUGGCCAAGGAUCCGCACAAACAGAUUGAGAUCCAACAUCGAGCGGAAGAGGCGGCGAAGCAGGAAGAAGUGAAGGUCAAGGAGCGAGAGGCUCAGAAGGUUGCAGCGGCUACUUCACCAGUGCCGUCGGCCUCGUCGCAGGCCGCUCCGCCUUCACCGGCUCCCGCCGAAGCACGCUCAUCCUUCAGCCAGCAACAAAGCUCUCGAGCACGUGUGAUGCAGAACUUGCGAGGAGUGAAUGUGCAACAGGUCCCCAGCAAAAACGUUGCCCCGCCAAGCGCAGCGACAGGCGCCAACCGGGCCUACCCUCGAUCCACGCAAGCUCCGUCUGAUCUACGCAUUCCCACAGGUCCGGCGACCGCACCCGGUGAAAAUCCACUGAGUCCCACCGCGGCAACCAAGCUGAAUGUGAAAGCAUUCGAGUUCCGGCCAGCCGCGAACACUUUUGCACCUGCUGGGCCCUCGCCCAGCCCUGGUCGUACCGCGCAAAGCAGCAUGGAUCGCUCCCAGGUUUCGGAACGGAAUAUCAAGGCGCCAGCGAGUUUCUUCGCCAAGGAUAAGAAGGCGAUCGCUGCGGCGGAAAGGAAGGACAUUGGGGACAGGCAACGCCCUGUCAAGCGUGCACUCGAAGCUGACUACACGAAUGAGCAGCGCAAGGCCAAUGCGGCCAACGGCGGCUUACCCAAACCAUACCAGACUCCUCCGACCUGGCCAUAUUCCGAGGCAAACGUCAAUGCUUCCUACAAAGACUCCCUCGUCAAGAAUCAGGGAAUGAGCACGGGUCCGUCUCCGAUGCACACGCCUAAUCCCAAUGCUCACAUGCCGCAUCAACAUCAAUUACCACCGCAUCUUCAAGGAACCCCCAUGUCUACCCCAUCUCGACAAGGCUACAUGCCACCGCCGCCGCAAGGACCACAAAUGUACGAUCCUAGAAUGCAGCAAUUUGGGCCGAACGGGUCGGUACAAAGCUCGCCCCGAUUCCCACAUGCUCAAGUCUCGUUCAACGGACAAAUGCCCGGCAUGUCGAUGCCGCCGUACGGCGGACAGCAGAUGCAGGGAUACGGGAUGAGUCCAAAUAUGUCAUACCGCCAGCUGAACCCUCCGCCUCAGCAGCAGAUGAUGAUGAUGCAGCCGAAUAUGCAGCAUAAUCAGAUGGCUCCCAUGCCCGGACAAUACCCGCCUCGCGGCCCAGGCGGCGGUCCUCCCUUCAACACUCAAAUGAUGCAGGGAGGCAUGCCGAUGAUUCAACAAGGCUCCACCCCAUCACCCUACAUGCACGCUCCGCAACCGGGCGGCCAGCCCUACUCCCCCAUGCCGCCCCAGCAACAGCAACAAAACAUGCCCGGCCACAUUCAACACCCCGGCUACGCCGGCAGUCCACGCGGCCACAUGAUGCAGCAUAGCGGCUCGCACCAAGGCUUCCAGCCGGGCGGCAUGAUGCCGCCGCAACAGCAGCAGCAGCAGCCUUAUAGCGCCGGCCCCGGCCAAGGCUACCCGUACCACAUGCAGCAAAGGCAGAUGUCGAGCGGCGGCGGCGCGGGAGGGUAUCCGCAUAUGACGCCGCGGCAGCAGUACUCUGCUCCUAUGCAGCCUAGUCCUGGAAUGCCGGGUGGGCAGCAAGGACAAGGGCAGGGCGAUGGGAGCGGAUGAGAGGGGGGUGGAAAGAGGCGGGUUUCUAUUAUUAUUGCUGCUUUUUGCGCCUUUUGGAUCUCCUUAUUCUUCGGACGAGGGAACAGAGCGUGGGCGCCAUUCCCACCAUCCUAUCUCGGCGCAACUUUUUACCCCUAUUGCCGGGCUGUGAGAAGUCAAGGCGUGUCCGAGACCGAAUCCGCGGAACGCGCGACUCGCAGGGAAUUAUCGCCCUGCUGCGGUUCGGCAGGCACUAUCUAUCGAAGACAGAGGCCAUCAUCGUUGCGUUCAGUCUAUCGAGCGCACCAAAUUGUUCGCCAGAGGAACGCAACACCGCGCGAGAAGCGCAGAUGGGGGCCGAGAGGAAUUGGCUGUUUAUUUUUCGUGCUGAUGGCGGGAGAGUGUGUUGAUGUCAUGAGGCGAGGUGGAAA
Molecule: messenger RNA, 3752 nt
Organism: Neohortaea acidophila
Lineage: Eukaryota; Fungi; Ascomycota; Dothideomycetes; Mycosphaerellales; Teratosphaeriaceae
Exons: 5
Coding region: 130-3342 (1070 amino acids)
Biological process (GO): cytoplasmic stress granule assembly
Cellular component (GO): cytoplasmic stress granule
Molecular function (GO): RNA binding
Source: RefSeq, a predicted model, not a curated record